Molecule: messenger RNA, 3166 nt
Organism: Cherax quadricarinatus
Lineage: Eukaryota; Metazoa; Arthropoda; Malacostraca; Decapoda; Parastacidae
Source: RefSeq, a predicted model, not a curated record
GGUCGUCCAACAUGGCAGCUGCCGGAGAGUGGGAGCUGGUUGUCAAAAGCUCAAAAAAGGGCAAAAGUGCGACAGUUCCUAAUGGAAAACUUAGUAAGGACGAAAAGAAAGAGUUCAUACAGAAAGCUCCCCGAGUUACAGUGACAGGAGGAAUUGAGAGAGGGGUGACUGGCAAGGAGAACCGCAAGCCAAAGUCAUCCAAAGCUGCUAGUGCACCAAAGAAGAAAAAAACAGAAAAGAAAACUAAUUCUGGUCCACAUCAGCCUGGUACUGUUGAGGAGGCAAUAUGCAGGUUGAAUGUAGGAGAGAUGCAAAAUCUCCUAGAUGUGGUUAUGUCACGUUUUCAAGAGUCUCCCCUUAUUUGGUUGAAGGACUUGGCUUCAUACCUAAAUGUACGUGUUAAUCCAAUCCACCAACCAGAUCCCGCUUUCAGAGGUCACCCGACUUCAUUUCCAGCAUCCCUGUUGAGGUCAGAUGUCAAAAUGCUACUGAUAAAAACACUGUCCACUUGUAAUGAUAAUGUGUUGGCAGCAUUUCAUAAGCACUGUUUGACUUCUAUGGUACAUGAGCAAGUAAAAGGUCUGGGUGUGGCAGGAUACAAGGUAUUCAUUCAGAUAUUAUCAAUUGACCACGCACAUGUGGGCAUGGUGAAUUUGCCUUAUUAUUGUGAUCUACGAAACAGUAUCCAGAAUCAGACUCCUGCCUGUCUUUCUCUAUUGUGGGCUGUUGGACAGUCAGGUCUAGAUGACUUCACUGUUGGAUUGAAAGGUGGGUGUGUAUUUGUCUUUUUCACAGCAGCUUUCAGUUCUAGUCCUGAAGUAAGUUGCGUGGCUUUGUCCCAUCAUGUCUUCGUCGCUCUUGGAUCCAGACUGCCCCAUCUCCUAAUAAAAGUAGAAGAUCUUGACAAUAUAGACCCUCGCCUCUCGAUGACGCCAGGCUUGCGAAGAAUUCUCGGCGCGCCACACAUGAGUCGCUGUUCGAUGUUCUGGUACUAUGCUCUCCAGAGUAGAGAAUGGAUGAUUCUUAGCUCAGUCUUUACGAGUACAGAGAAAAGAGUAAUAAAGGAUACCAAUUCUAGCGGCAUUGCUGAAGCCCAACGCACAGUUGCCUCGCAAAGCUCGCUGCCCUGGAAGGAGUUCUCAGAAGCUAAGGAAGCAACAAAUGUUAUGUUGACUUGUAGAGAAUGGAAGAUUCUUAGUCAGUCUUUACGAGUACAGAGAAAAGAAGUAAAGGAUACAAUUCAGCGGUUUGCUGAAUCCAACGCACAGAUGCCUCGCAAAGCUCGUGCCCUGGCAGGAGUCUCAGAAGCUAAGGAAGCAACAAAUACAUUGCUGAACCAAAUGAAGACAGUGAAGGGCAAAUCUCCCCUUCCUCGUGUGAUGAAGCUUUUGGGAAUACUCUUUGUGACGGCCAUCAUCUGGGAUAUAAAAAGUGCAGGAUCAUUUUAUGAGAGAGAAGCUGGAAGCAUGGUCAAAGAAGUGCGGAGGUCAGAUGUAUCAAAGGAGUCAGGCGGAACCCUCGUACCUGGAGCGGGUGACAAAACAGUACCAGCAGUAGGUACAGGGGCAGUAGAAAUGUCUGAAGAGUGGUCAAAUAAUGAGGUUGAGACUUCACUUCCUGGACUAAGUACAUCAGUAGGACACUAUGGAGCUCUUGCAGUGGAAAGUUUAGAGGUCACCUUCUUUGCCAUCAGAAAUGCAUUUGCACCAUAUUUUUCUCAAGCUCACGAAUUUUUCACCACAAGAGUCUUUGUAGGGUCUUUAGCUCCAGAGAAGUUAAAGGAAUAUAUGAUUGGAGCAGUGGAUUAUUUGACCCAGUUUCUCUUAAGAAUGCAUUCUAAUCUUGUGGAUGUUUUACAAGAUACUGACAGUAUUUCAAAUAAAACUAGCUAGUUGCUAAAAUCAAUUUUAAUACAUUCCUCAAGAUGACAUAUACAGCACACAAAAAAUAAUGAUAAAUUUGUCAAUUUGUGUAGAUUUGGGUUUUUACCAUGCAUCCAUUGCAUUUAGCAAUGGAAAUUUAAUUAUUAAUAAAGUACUACAUUCCACGUAUCAUUUUGUGGCAAAUGUGUUUAGUGUCAAGAGUACAGAUAGUGCCAAGGUUGAUAUCAACAUAUAGUUUGACUAAAAUGUCUACAGUUUCAGCACCUUAAAUAUUCAUGUCAUGUUCUCUUGGGAGUCUCACAAAAGCAGUGUACAGUAGUUACUUUAUUUCAUUUAUUAUAAUAAUUUAUUUCAUUUUAUUUUAAGAAUUUUUUUUUUUACCCAAUUCUGUUAUCUUUCUAUUGUUGGCUAUUAAGUAAAUCUGAUGGCAAAUUUUUAAGUGUCUGAGUAAUUCCAUAAGUUUUGUUAUCUUUUUUUUUUUGUGUGUGAUUGUUAGACAUGACUUGUGCCUUAUUGUCUAUAAGAGUUUAAUCUACAAGUUUAGCUUAGAGUUGUAUGCAUUAUUUAUUGUGUGUGGUAUGAAUUGGGCUCAUUUUCAUUAGAUUGUUAGAUAUAGUCUAUGCUAGUAUUACUAGUAAUAUUUUUUCAUUGAAAAGUGUCAUUAACCUUGAAUGCAUCUAACUUUUCUGGGUGAAUCAGUUUGUAAAUAAACUUUUUAUUUUAUUUUCUAUUUCUCGGUUCAGAUAACCAACAAGUUGAUAAAUUAGCAUGUGCAACACUUGGGUAUCUUUACCGAGGAAACGUUUCGCCACACAGUGGCUUUAUCAGUUCAUACAAUGAAGAUUGCAUGACCUGUACUAAUAGGUGUGUUAUUAUUUAUCAGUAUUUUAGCAGGGAUGUCACAAGGUUGGAUAACUGAAUGAUGUUCAAUGCACUUGAAACAACUCAAGGGUAUCAAGGAGUGUAAUCUCAUUUUCAAUGCAAUUUUUGUAAAUUACUUUGCUCAAAUAAAUACAUGGACACUGAAAUAUUAAUACAACAUGUAUGUCAAGUAUUUAACAAGUUUAGUUUUUAGCGAGUUAUUUUUAUAUUUUCUCAGUAUUUGUUACAGAUUAUCAUUUAAAAAUAGUUUAUCAGUCUGAAAAUAAAAAUUGAAUUUGUUAGUUGUGUCCAGUCAUCAAAGGAAGUGCUGUACAGUAAUCAAUAAUGCUGCAUGGACUGCAAGUGCUUAAAUUACAUUUAAAAAUUACAGUAUUUAUUAAAUGGCUAAGUUAUGAAUCAUA